AUGAAGGAAGGAAGGAAGGAAGGCAAGUUGGAGAUGUUGCAAGAGCCAACAGUGUGGUUUCAGGAAGUCGCGGUGAAGUUGCAUCGACCGAGGGAGUCUCUUCCAAAACCCAGAUCUAUCUUCUUGAUGGCCAACCCCUUCAGGAGCCUGUGUACCUGUCUCAAUGCCUCCCCCAGGAGUAGCCGGGAUGGCGAGAAGGAUUCGCGGCGACCAUCCACAACGUUGGGUGGCGGAGAGAGGCGGCGCUCUGCGCUCUUCACUGCGAUCCACGACUUCGGGGCCAGGAGCAGCGACGAGCUCUCCUUUCAAACCGGGGACCAGUUUGAGAUCUUGAACGGCGACGCUGACUCCGACAGGUCGUGGUGGUUUGCGAGGAAACGGAGUUGCAACGACGGCGGCAAGUGCAAAGGAUAUAUCCCCUCUAAUUAUAUCGCCAGCAAUGAGAGCGUGGUCACCGAACCCUGGUUUGCUGGGAAACUCUGCAGAUCCAAAGCAAAAGAUCUACUCUGCACGCAGACAGUGAACGGGGCGUUCAUCAUCAGGGAAAGCGACAACGAAGAGAAUGCGUACGCCUUGUCAGGCAAAACAAAUCUCUUCACCGUUCUUGAUGAGUUGAGGAAGAAAAAAAAAUACCCGGCCAGAAUCUUAGCCAUGUGCCUUCAUCUCUUUAUCUCUUCAGUACUAGACGGAACCACAGUAAGACACUAUCGUAUCGUCCAAAACGAUGCUGGGCAGUAUUACCUCAAUGUCGUCACACAGUUUUCUAGCCUGAAGGAACUGGUGGAAUACUACAAGAUGAAUUGUCUACGACCUGGUCUCCAAUUAUCUAUACCUUGUCAACAACAACAUCGACCAAAUAUAAGAGAUUUGUCCCACUUGACGGUGGACGACUGGGAACGUCCCAGAUCAGAGUUCACCUUAACAGAAAAGUUGGGAUCUGGACAUUUUGGAGAAGUUUACGCCGGAUAUUGGAACAAUACGGUGAAAGUGGCCAUCAAGACGGUCGAAGUUGAUUUAAUGAAGGAGAAAGACUUCCAGAUGGAGACGCAGAUCAUGAAGAGGCUGCAGCACCCGCACCUCAUAUCUCUCUACGCAACGUGCACGACCUCUGAUCCGUUCUACAUUGUGACCGAGCUGAUGCAAUAUGGCAGCCUGCUGAAUUAUUUACGAAGCAAUGAAGGAUCGUGUUUGAACCUGGAGUGUUUGCUGGACAUGACGGUCCAGGUGGCCGAAGGGAUGGAGUAUCUGGAAUCACAAAACUACAUCCAUCGCGACUUGGCCGCGAGGAAUAUCCUGGUUGGGGAGAAUCACAGUUGUAAGAUUGCAGAUUUUGGAUUAGCCAGAAUUAUACAGGAUGGGGCAUACGUUUCGCAAUCGACUACAAUCCCCUACAAAUGGACGGCCCCAGAAGCGAUAGAGUUUGGUUAUUUCUCCGUGAAGUCUGACGUCUGGUCGUUUGGCAUCCUCCUUUAUGAAGUCAUCACUUAUGGAAAAACCCCUUAUCCAGGAAUGGACAACCAGGAGAUGGUGAGGGUGGUUUCUCAUGGCUACCGGAUGCCGUGCCCGGACGGAUGUCCAAACACACUGCACCAAGUGAUGCUGAGUUGCUGGGAGUGUACGGCAGCCCUUCGCCCGUCGUUUGCGACGUUAGUGAAGACGCUAUCAGCCUUCAACACAAUGCAUUUAUAUUAA
Messenger RNA from Amblyraja radiata (thorny skate), 1692 nucleotides. Its product is annotated as tyrosine-protein kinase SRK3-like. The record is from RefSeq and is a predicted model, not a curated record. Gene Ontology annotation, biological process: protein phosphorylation. Bases 1 to 1692 code for a protein of 563 amino acids. The transcript is spliced from 8 exons. Lineage: Eukaryota; Metazoa; Chordata; Chondrichthyes; Rajiformes; Rajidae. Gene Ontology annotation, molecular function: protein binding; protein tyrosine kinase activity; ATP binding.